AUGGGGCAGGAAGCACAGACCUCUCCGCCGCGGCGGCCAUGGGGUUCUCUCUUCUCCCGGAAGUCUAAUGGAGAGCAGGAUUCUCGCGAGAAAACCCCUUCCAAAUGGACAUUGGGCAUAUUGGAGGACAAGGAGACAAUCGAAGUCCCAGGCUCCGUACUGCUGCUAGCAUCUGACCACAAUGAACCUCUUGGGUUACGGAAUGCUCCGGCAAGGACAUCCCACUCGUCUAUCCCUACUGGCGUAAUCAACCAGCUGCCGGAUGAACCGCAAGAAGCUCCGAAGAAGAAGACCCCGGAUGGCAAGAUCAUCCUGGACCCUCAGCCCGAGGACUCGGCCAACGACCCGCUCAACUGGCCCGCGUGGCGGCGAGACAUCGCCCUGCUAUCGUUGGGGCUCUUCUGCAUGGUGGGUGGCGGCACCACCCCCUUGCUUGCGGCCGGCUUUACAGACGUGGCCGAGGAGUAUGGUGUUGAUGUACACGACGUCUCGCUCACCACCGGCCUUUACAUGUUGGGCAUGGGUCUUGGGUCCAUCAUCUUCUCCCCUACCGCCAUUCUGUGGGGAAAGCGGCCAGUCUACCUUUUCGGUGCUGUACUGUACAUGGCCACCUCGAUUUGGUGCGCCCUCUCGCCCAACUUCACCUCGCUCGUUUUAGCCCGUAUCUUCCAGGGCAUCGCAGUCAGCCCGGUCGAAUGCCUGCCAUCGGCGACGAUUGCCGAAAUCUUCUUCCUUCACGAGCGUGCUUUCCGGAUCGGAAUCUAUACGCUCCUUCUGCUUGGCGGCAAGAACCUUGUUCCCUUGGUUAGCGCUGGCAUCAUCCAGAGCAUGGGAUGGCGUUGGGUAUUUUGGAUUGUCGCUAUUGUGGUCGCCUUCUGUGGCUUCCUCCUGUUCUUCUUCGUCCCUGAGACAUUCUGGGACCGCGCCCCCCAACCUCGGAAGCUCAAGAAGUCAAAGUCGAGGCCAACUAUCUUCCGACGCUUCUCGUCUAGGCCGGAUGUCUUGCAUGCCACGCCAAUCCCAACCGCGCGGCCAUCAUUCGAACGCCCGGAGCAUGGCCCGACCACGCCGCUUACACCGGGCACACGCGCGAAAGGCCAACACGUCGCAUUCGCUCCGGAGGAGAAGGUGAAGUUUGCCGACACGUCAAGCGAAUCAUCCGCGAGCGGGUCCGCAGCAGAAAAAGCCGCCGACAACGCACCGGCGGCUAGUGACCAGAAGGCGGCUACCCAGGACCCCGCCCCCAUGGAGGAGUAUUUCCCAGCAACUGUUACCAUUCAACCGCCUUCUCCCACCAAGCUGCAGGUGCCCGAGACACCUAAGACGCCCAAGACGCCCGAGACACCCUCACUCCACCCCAAUGCUGCUCGCAGCCUACACCCCGACACCGACACGGAAUCACAAUCCAUCCACAGCUACCAAACGACCGGUCACUUGGCUUACACGGCAGCCCUGCGCGACCAGCCGGCCCGUUCCUUCACUCAAUCGCUCAAGCCGUACAACGGGCGUUUGAACAAGGACAAGUGGCACAAGGUUGCCCUCAGGCCGCUGAUCCUUUUCAGCUACCCUGCUGUUCUCUGGUCUUCGGUAGUGUACGCCUGCUCGGUUGGGUGGCUUAUUGUCAUCUCGGAAUCCGUGGCGGUCAUCUACCGCGAAGGGGUUUACGAGUUCAACGCGCUUCAAACGGGUCUCGUCUACAUUAGCCCCUUCAUCGGUGGCAUCCUCGGCUCCGCGGUGGCGGGCAGGGUUUCAGAUGUCAUUGUCAAGGCAAUGGCGCGACGGAACGGCGGCCUGUACGAGCCCGAGUACAGGUUGGUCAUGGCCAUCCCCAUCGCCAUCACGACUGUUAUUGGUCUCAUGGGUUUUGGUUGGUCCGCCCAGAUCCACAACCACUGGAUGGUGCCGACGGCCUUCUUCGGUAUCAUCUCGUUUGGCUGCACCAUGGGCUCAACGACGAGCAUCACGUUCUGUGUCGACAGCUACCGACAGUACGCAGGCGAAGCCCUGGUCACACUGAACUUCAGCAAGAACGUGUUGCACGGACUGGUUUUUAGCUUGUUCGUGACCGGAUGGCUGUCAGAUGACGGGCCCAAGGCCGUGUACAUCUGGAUCGGCAUCAUCCAGCUGAUCUUGCUGCUUUUUACCAUCCCCAUGUACAUCUACGGCAAGCGGCUGCGCAUGUGGACGGUGCGCAAGAACUUCAUGGAGCGUUUCUAA
This is a messenger RNA of Chaetomium globosum CBS 148.51, 2217 nucleotides long. RefSeq lists its product as uncharacterized. The record is from RefSeq and is a predicted model, not a curated record. The coding region runs from base 1 to 2217 and encodes 738 amino acids. The transcript has 3 exons. Gene Ontology annotation, biological process: transmembrane transport. Gene Ontology annotation, molecular function: transmembrane transporter activity. NCBI's taxonomy places the organism in Eukaryota, Fungi, Ascomycota, Sordariomycetes, Sordariales, Chaetomiaceae.